This is a messenger RNA of Necator americanus (New World hookworm), 888 nucleotides long. RefSeq lists its product as uncharacterized. The transcript has 8 exons. Lineage: Eukaryota; Metazoa; Nematoda; Chromadorea; Rhabditida; Ancylostomatidae. The record is from RefSeq and is a predicted model, not a curated record. Bases 1 to 888 code for a protein of 295 amino acids. Gene Ontology annotation, molecular function: 5'-nucleotidase activity; magnesium ion binding. Gene Ontology annotation, cellular component: cytoplasm.
AUGGCGGUUGAAAAGAUCCUAAACCAUCCCAGUGUACGAGUUCGCAAUAGGGAUGCAGUGAUAGCGAAAUUGAAUGCUAUAUUAGAAGGCGGUAAUGAGCAACUAGCGGUAAUAUCCGACUUUGACUUCACAUUGACUAGAUCAAUGGACGAGAAGGGUGAACGCUGUUUGGGAAGUCAUGCAGUGGUGAAUCACCUCCUCUUAUCACUCCAUCCAGAAUUAGAAGAAGAGGUAACGGCUGUAAAUGCGAAAUACUUAGCUAUAGAAUAUGAUCCGCAUCUGACUAAGGAGGAGAAGGUUCCAUACAUGGUUGAAUGGUGGACGAAAGCUCACGAAAACUACAUUACAUUCGGAAUUCAUCGCGACGAUAUUGAAAACAUUGUGAGAGAUGUACACAUUAAGCUAAGAGAUGGCGCAAAUGACAUGAUGAAGCACCUUGAGACUGCAUCAAUCCCAUUAUUGCUGUUCUCCGCUGGUGUAGGUAACGUCAUUGAAGCAUUUCUCCGACAUGAGCUAGGAUCAAUACCGAAAAAUAUUCACAUUAUCUCGAAUACAUUAUCUUUUGAUGAGAAGGGCCUUGUUAACGCUUGUUCUGAGCCAUUGAUACAUGUGUUCUGUAAAGAUUCGUCUGUGAUUCCCCAUGAUGCUCCAUUCUUCGAUGAUAUUGCCAACCGUGGAAAUGUUCUCCUACUUGGUGAUAGCCUUGGAGAUCUACAUAUGGACGUAGGAGUAGAUCACAGUGGAACAGUUCUACGAAUAGGAUAUCUAAAUGGCAACGCUGAUAAACUGCUGGAUCUGUACUUGGAUGGAUUUGAUAUAGUGCUCAUAGAAGAUCAAACUAUGGAUGUCCCAGAUCUCAUUUUACAAGCUCUUGUUAAACGCUGCUAG